Molecule: messenger RNA, 742 nt
Organism: Cucumis melo (muskmelon)
Lineage: Eukaryota; Viridiplantae; Streptophyta; Magnoliopsida; Cucurbitales; Cucurbitaceae
Product: CASP-like protein 5B3
Exons: 4
Coding region: 235-693 (152 amino acids)
Cellular component (GO): plasma membrane
Source: RefSeq, a predicted model, not a curated record
AAUUUCAAGCCAGCAUUUAAUAUAAUAAAAAAUUAAUGAUUAAAAUAAUAUGUGGAGGUAAUAUAAUAGUUGAAUUCAACAGAAAAUUGCAUACGAGCGACUUGGAGGUUCUUUUCUCUUUGGCGUCCGGCUGAAAUGAAGUGAUCCAAUGACUUUGUGAAUUGAGUUACGAGAAAAUGGGUAAUUCCCUCGAUUGGAUUUUGAACUUUGGAGGUUUCUUUUGAGUUGGGGAAGAUGAAGGAUUUUCCUGGGACUCCUGGCACUGCGAUGGGGCUGAUUCUGAGGGUUUUGCAGUGUGUUUUUGCUGCUGCCUCUAUUGCUUCUAUGGCUUCAACUGCUUACUUCUUUAAAUUUACUGCUUUUUGCUACCUGAUUGCUUCAUUGGGGUUACAAAUCACCUGGAGUUUUGUGCUAGCGUUAAUUGAUGCCUACGCGUUGGUGAGAAACAAAGCCCUCCAGAGCACGGUACUCGUUAGCCUCUUCGUUGUGGGGGAUUGGAUUACAGCAACAUUGACAUUGGCAGCAGCUUCUUCUUCAAGUGGAGUUGCAAUAUUGUAUUUUAACGACUUGAAAAGCUGUAAUUUUAUAGGGGAAUGCCAAAAAUACCAACUCUCAGUCGCCUUGGCAUUCCUCAGCUGGAUAACUAUUGCUACUUCUUCUCUUAUUAUGGUUUGGAUAUUGGCUUCCAGUUAAAACCAUUACUUGUACAGGCAAUAUCAAAUGUUCGCCAUUUGUAGUGAUA